Molecule: messenger RNA, 16439 nt
Organism: Haplochromis burtoni (Burton's mouthbrooder)
Lineage: Eukaryota; Metazoa; Chordata; Actinopteri; Cichliformes; Cichlidae
Gene: tspan9a
Product: tetraspanin 9a
Exons: 7
Coding region: 10453-11478 (341 amino acids)
Cellular component (GO): membrane
Source: RefSeq, a predicted model, not a curated record
UAGGAGUUGUUGGAUGUUAAAAAAAAUCACCCUGCUUUUGGCUUCAGUCAGUAUGACUUUCGGUGGGUUAUGCUGUAACACUGACACUGGUGUAUUGUCAAAAUAUGCAUGUAGAGUGGAAAUUGUAGCCGUGCAAUGAACCUAAAGCUGUUUGUUUUUCAUAAUGGAAUACUACUUGUACAAUAUUAUAGGUGACAGCACGGACAUUGUUUUGCAAAACACACUUGUUAUAAUCCAAAGAAAUGCGCAAAAGUUAUUUUAAAUUUUCAUCCUUGAAAAGAUAUCAGUCAUUACAUCCAGAAUGUUCCUCGAAGCUUUAUGAAAGCAUUUUGCUUUCAUAUUGGAAAAGGUGCUAUUGGAAAACUAGCACUGAAGAGAAAGUCAACAUACUUCUUGAAGACCCUCCAGUCAAGUUUAAUUAACAUAGACCCAGUGAAUCGAUAACCGAGCCCUGAAUUUAGUGGUGUGCUCUACAAAUUCCCAGUGAACUGGAUAAGAUAUUGCUGACAUUUCAUCUUUUUCAGACAGUUAUGACUCUCUUAAAUAUUACAUAAAGCGUAGGACACUGGUGGAUGCUAGCUAUUUCACUCCUUUGAUCAACAUUAUCAGAACCCCGUGUCAGUCUUGAUUUAUCUGCAGUGCUGUUCGGGGAUUCAUAUAUCGUCCAGCUACAGGCAUCACAGGCGUUUGACCCCUCUGAGAUGGCCUUUAUUGAACAGGACUUUACUGCACUCUGAUACUACGUUGCAUUUCAAUCAUGGUGAGACACUUUCUGAUCUAAAUGCUAAUGUAGUAUCCUGUAAUCUGAGUAUGCUCACUUUACUUGUAAAACCCUGUUUCGUCUCUUGUGUCCUACCUUAUCUCCCACUGCUCUGAAAGAUGUGUUUGCAGGAAUUAAGUUUAGAUUGAGGUUUCACUACAGGACUAGCUUCCGGGGUUUUUUGUGUGUAUUUAAUUUCAUGGGGUCUGUGAGUGAGUGAGUCCCGUGUGCACCUCUAUGUCUGCUGGUUUAAGAAUGUGUCACAAAUGCUGCUUUUUCUCUCAAAUCCUCACAAGAGCUACAAAAACAGUCUGUAGUACUCAGCAGAUGGCUCCUUUCUCACAGUGUGUCUGUCAGUGGUUUUUCCCGUUCGAGUAGAUAAGUAAACAGAGAUUUUAAGAAAUAUGUCUAAUGGAGCACUGGGUUAAACAAGAUCACCUCUCUAAAAGUGUACAUGGCUAAAUAACAUCAUUAAUUUAACUUUAAGAAACAGUCCUAGAUUCCUUAGCUUUAGUGCUAUUUUCAGGAAACCUCACAUGCUGUUACAGUGGGACCUCAAGGGCAGCAUAAUACCAUAAACUCCUAAUUAAUACCCUUUCCAGACACCUUUUAUUGACUUCCUGGUUGCAAAUCACCCAAGAAUGACUGAAGAAUUAUGCUACUGUCUGGCCAGCCUCUUCUCAGAGGGUAAUACUCAGAGCAUCAUAAAAGGGCAGCAAACUAUAAAUAUCAAACCAGAUGUCAUCUGAUUUUAAUUUGAUUUGGGAGAUGAGACAGACAUCAGAAUUAAUAGCUUAUUAGCUCAUCUCUACAUUAUUGCAUAUCCGUGGAUCACAAAGUGCCAAGAUGUCCUCAUCUUGCAGUCAGCUGAAGCAGUUACUGUUUAUGUUCCUCAGAGUAUUCGGUCAUCAUAGGCUAUGCUGUGUUGUCUGUUUGUGUCCAAAGCAACAAGCGUGGCCUUGAGAGGCUCUACGGGCCACAGAGACAUACUAUGUGGGGUGUAACUCUUUGUAGUUUUAAUCCUCUCUUUAUAUCCGGGCCUUGAUCAUAAAUUCACACCAGGGUCAUGUCCUGUUACAUGUGAUUUACUGUAUGUCUGCAGGUCUGAUAUGGUUUCAGAUUGACUGAUCAAAGGUAUGUAGCAUUAAAUCCUUGUGUAAUAUGAUCAAAGUUAAAUUAGAGCCAUUAAUUGUGUUGUGGACUUGUUAGAAGCCAUCAGUUACACCCAACCCUUUGUUUUUGAAAUUCUCUCUUUUUCUUAGUGGUUCAGGGAAUGCCAUCUUAUUAGAACCACCGUUUUAUUUUUGGUUUGCUGUCAUGAGUGAAAUGACCUUGUGACUGGGGUUGUGAUUGUCAUAAUUCAAUUUCAGUUACUGAAUCAGAGACAUUCAGUGGCAAGAUAUCAAAAACAUCUAAAACGCUUCCUCAUGAAAGACGGUAUUCUGUUCAUUAAUUUCCCUAAAAUAGUGGGUCUAGAUUUUUGGUUUUGAAACUAAAGGAAGAUUCGAACAAUUACACGGGUCCGUAAAUUUGGCUGUAAAUCCUAACACUUAAUGUAAUAUAAUACUAAGUAACCUGGUAAUACCUCAAGAAGCUGAAAGUCUAAUUCAAGGAGUUGCUCCAAUCACAUUCUAAUCAAUUGUUUUAAAAUAAACUGUGUUGAUGAGGAGGAAAAAAACUGUAUCACAAUCGACAUACUUAUGGGCCUAACUAUAUGUUAAAAUAAAACAGAAAUUGUUCUUACAGUGCCCCAAAUUUAAAUCGUAUUUCAUCUGCAGACUGGUGAAUAUAACCAAAGUCUGUAUGAUUGUACCUUUCCCCUUUAAAGGUCCAGGAGUAUGAUUCUUGCUUGGGGUGUGAAAGGUCCUGGUUUCAAAUCCCGGACAAGCCCCCAUUUGUUACAUCACCUAAAAAGGUCCAGGGGAACGUAACCAAACUGUCCAAGUGGGAAAAAGGAAACAGGGAGGCAAAAUGGUUAAGUUAAAGGGUUUUAUUAAUUUUUCUAUUAAAAACUAAACUAAAAGAGUCGGACAAGCCACUAUCACCUUUUAAAGAAAGAAAACAACAAAACUCAAGUGUUCGUCAGUAAAAUGAAAAGUGAGUCAAAAAAUUGUUCAUCACCAAAACGCACUCCUUUCUGCAGAACAUGAGCAAUCAAGCACCAUACACACAGCUCACUAGCUGCAACCCAACAAGACUCUCUGGCAGUAGAGUUUACCUUUCUCUGGCCUUAAGUAUUCGUAAUUGCUGAUGGGAGUCAGCUGUACAAAAAAAGAUAGCACCUAAGGCAGGAGAGCUGGCAGGACACACCCACACAAGGUCACUUUCAAAGGAAGUCCUGCUAGAGCCGUAACAAUGAUAAAAGCCAAAAACAGUUCCGAUUACCUUAUGGUGAACCUCACACUGUAUGUUUCCCUUAUCUCAAAUGUCCAAGUGUGAUUAUCUCAUUUGUGUUAAAAGCAACCAGGCUCUUUCAUUUUUGCUAGAUUUCUACAGAUGUAUUUAAUGAAUUCAUGAUGGAGAAAACAAUUACGCUUUGAUUAAUGGGCUUUUUGGUCAAGCGUUCUGUAACAUGACAGACAAAUGAUAUUUGCAUGUAACCAAAGAACAAUCAACAGGGAAAAAAUGUUAAUUUCACUUCAUAUAAAAUCUUAGGAAAACAAACAAACAGAAGUCCAAAGCGGCGCACACAAAGACACCGUCGUGUGUAAUGAUGUCAGAAACAUUCUGUCAAACAGAUUCACAUUUCAUACGCACUACUCGGCCAUUUUCCCCAAGCUUCACAGAUGAACUGCAUCUAGAACACGCCUUAUCAAAAAAUGCUUUUUUCAGCUUGUAAUACAAAUCACUAUACUAUGCACCAAGUGGGAUUGAUAUCUUAUUAUUUUAAAUUCUUUCCGUCUUCUCCUUCUGUUGUACAUCACUGAGCCACUGAGUUUGCCUCCAGUUUUAGCUGAUGUUGUUGGAAUACAAAAUUUAAUUUCUUUUUAGAUAUUUUCACUUUUUUUUUUUUUUUUACUGCAUUUGCAAUAAAGAGUUCUCUCACAAGGCUUAAUAUACUAAUGGAGAUAGAUUUUAAUUAGCUGCUAGUUUGGUGAUAAUGGGCUGAUAAAAGAGGUCAGUGAAAUUAGUAAGUAAUAAAAUUGCACAACUGGAAGGGAUAAGCUAAGGUGAUAAAUACAAGGAAAAUAGGGUCUUCUUUUUUUGGGACUGAAUGUCCGAGGGAGAUGUUAAGAGAAUGAGCAAAUAAAUGGGUAAAUACUUUGUGAGUGCAGUGCCAAAGCCUUGGGCCUUUCCUGUAGCUCGUGAGUCCUCAUCACAGAUGUUUUGAGCAGAUUGCCAUUGCCAUAUUUCUCCUCUUUGCCAGACACAUACAAGUUAUAAAUCAAAUUAAGACAACAAAAUUACUUUUUUAUAGUUUGCACAGUGGUCUGCAAUGUUUUAGGUUUCUAGUAACAUUUUUACACUGAAAGCUGCGGAGAAGACGUCUGCAUACCUUUAUUCAGCAGUGUGCGUUUCUCUCUAGUAUCAGAUUUAAUACAUAAUGUGAAAUGUCUCUCUGAAUACAUGUAGCUAAUAAUGUGACUCGCAGAGAUUUGAAGUACUUAGAUGAUUAUCUGAAUUUCUAUUUGCAGAGACUGAUUGCUGGCUGCAGGUCUGAAUCCGAUUCUUUCCUUUGACUUUCAUAAAUACGUGCAGCUUCAAACCAUAUGGAGUAAAAUCGAGAGCUACUGUAGAUGAGCACUUAUGCACAUGAUAAUGCUUUCUUCGGUUUUUCUACACAUUAUAUGGGUUUGCUGUUACGUACAGAUUGCAGGUUUACAUGAUGGGCUUGUAAUAAAGCAGCACUUCUCUGGAUAAUUCUGACAGCUGAAGUAGAAAACGGGAUUUAUUGAGAGAAUGACUGCUCCAUCCUUCAAGACCUCACAUGGUCUUUAUCAGUUCCUAUAGUAGGGUUCACCCUUACAUCAGAACAUAUAGAUUCUCCUUCAUUUGCCUCACAUUGAUCUGAAUUGCUAUGCUGUUUCCAGAAACAAAACCUGUCAUCAGAUGUGUUAUUUUGGUUAGUAGAUUGAUUUCUCACCAGGUCUGGUCAUAUUUGCUCUGCUAAUUUAUGCUGCUUUUGGUAGAUUGUAUUUACCUUUGUUUAAAAGAUCUUGCUGCAUCUGUAUCUCUAAAUUAGUGGAUUGUUAGCUGAUCACCCCAGCCAUUCAUGUCAUUUUUUCCAUUGCAGCUUCAUGUUAACUUAUACUACUUAGUAAAUCUGUCCCAAAGUGUUAGGCCAAAAUAGUUCAUCAGAAUAGUUUCACAGGGUUUCGGCAUUCUGCACUGCUGCCUGCUGGAUGAAUUGACUGCCAUUUGCACAAUAAAUCUCCCUCAUUUGGUAAUGAUGGAGAGUGCUGUCUAGAACACAAGAGUUAAGCUGUGGGAUCAAAUGACGGUGAAGGUGCCGUCAUACGUUUCAUAUACUCGUGAAAACAUUAACGGUUUCCUCUUUUUCUGAGGAUUGUCGUUAUCCUCAAUGAGACUAUUCACAUACGCGUAGGCAGUUUUCCUUAUAUGAUAAAGAUGAUCACUUACAACAAGUUUCUGCUGAUGUCCAGUCACCCUGUCCACUCAGGGGAACCAAUGUGUACCUUCAAAAUGUCCCUGAUUCCCCUCAUUAUAGGGCUCAAACUUCAGGUUGCAGGUUAUAGAUAGAUCAUUACCCAGCAGAUCCAGUCUGCUACAUGUUAGACUCAUGAUAGUAGCAAAAUGUUGGUAUGUAUUACUCACUGAUUUUCAGUAGUUAUUUGUUUAUGAAAGUGCAACACAUAAGGGAAUAUCCCUUUUAAUAUUCUGCUUUUACUAGGACAUCACUGGGAGGCAAAUGUCUAUAUUUUAGAGAAUACAGAAUGAAUAAAACCACAGUUAAGCUGGCAUAAACAACAAAGAUCAUGAAGAUAUGCAUACAUUAUCUCUGAUAUUACACUAAUAUACAAACAUUUGAGAAUAAUGCCAUAAAUUCACUGCUGAGUAGCUUCAACAACAACAUUUUAAGAUGGAGUCAGUGGCUGCAAUUUAAGUGUUUGCAAUUUGCAUUGUGCAGGUCUUUGUUUAAGGGCUUUUUUCCAAUAAGUGUACCACCUACUAUUUCUAUGUUAAAAGAUGUUUUUGGGAAAAUGCACCUAUUAUCUACUAAAUGUCAAACUUGAUAGCAGUACCCAGGAAAAUACUCAAUACCAUUUUCAAAACCACGGUGAAAAAAUGUAAAUUUAAAAAAAAACAACCAAAAAAAUUAAAAUACUACAAACAAUAACAUCAAUGACGAACUUAUUUUUAAGCUGACUAAUGCAGCGCAGAAAAAUAGACUAACAUAACCAUGUCUGUGAAGGUUCUCAGUCAUAGUCUAAGGAGCCUGGAAAGAAAAGCGUCUGGACUUCUUUAAGUUUCCUUGAAGACGUUUCACCUCUAAUCUGAGAAGCUUCUUUAGUUCUAAGAGCAACUGAGUCCCAGAUUUUAAGCCCUAUGGGGCUUAAACAGGGUCCCCAAUCGGGUCAUGGAUUCCCUAUUGAUCCUCUGCCUAAUCACAGGAGACAAGAUGUGAAAAUGGGCUGGGGUCACAAUCGGCCAAGGUUUCACUCUGGGACUUUAAGAGAAACAAGAGAAGCACUUUUUAGACACAAAUAACUGUCUCAUCCUGUUAAAUUAGCCCUAGCUUUUAAAUUAUAGAUUGACAGGGACAAUGACGUUUCUUGUCUAGCUCCAGCGUUAACGUUAUCAUUUUAUUAUUAUCCGUAGCCGAUAGCUGCCUUAAUGAUGACUUAAGAGAUGUCUGAUGUUAAUGUGUGAGCCAGCCAGAUUAAUUUGUAUGAAAACAGGAGCUUUAUCGCUUCUCAAAAUUCCUCUUAGAGUGUUCUUCACCGUUGUGAACAUCAACUACUUUAGCUGCUAGUGAGUGUGGAGGGGCUGGAGGAGGCAAAGAUGGUGCUGUUAGUAUUGAAACUGCUGAAAAUGAGCAUCUAAUUUGAUGAAAGAAUUUUUGGUAUUCAUUAGUAUUUCUUUUACUAAUAUUUUAAGGACUUCAGUAUUCGAGAUAUUGGUUUACACAAUCGUGAUGCCAACAAUGAGUCAUUAUUUGUUCAUAGCAUUUGUGUCUCAUUUUGUUUUGUAAAGCAUUGCCUGCUGAGCUCUCAGAGAGUUCUAUAAUUGUUCCCUGUGAUCUCUAAUCUCUUCAGUCCUGCCUUUGAAACAUACAUACAUAUGUUUAAGGAGCUGCCAGAUUUACUGAGCGCUACAGAGAAUGUUUGAAUGCAGUCUCAUCCCACUCAGCGUCUCUAUCUAAACGCAGCCUCUCUGCUCUGGUCUACUCGGCUGCUGCUCUGCAUAUUUUUCAUCUUCUCUUCAAGCUUCAGCUCCUUUGUGUCAUCCCACAGAUGUCCAUUUCUCUGGAGUCUCGAGCUUUGUCUCUUGCUCUACCCCUUAACAAAAUACAGCAGCUGCAUGGGCAAAAAUUCUUCGGCUGAAUCUGUGUAGGCCUGGGUAUGUCCUACUACUUGGCUACUUGGAAGUGUCAGCAAGAUAUACAGUUAGAACCCUGAUAGAUUUGUGAUAUGUGAUAGAUAAGUUUUACUCUUUGCAUUUUCUGUUCAUAACAAACACAUUUCAUAAGCUUUACUUUAAGUCUUUCGCGUGCUUACUUGCUUUCUCGUGAAGUCAAAUGAGGAAACUGAGGAUGAAAAGAAGUCUUAGUUUCCAUUGUUUUAGGUGUAGCCUUACAAUCAAUGUCGAGACAUGAAACUCUGUCUUCAUUUAAAAAAAGCCCUGUGAUCACAUUUCCAAAAAGUAUCAAACAUUUUCCUUACACACGGGGUAAUUAUUAUUUCUUUUAGGUAGAGUCAUAUUUGACACGGGACCACUAACCAUGUGACCUUAACUUGUCCAUCUUUUUGCAUGUGUGACAAUUGUGGUGAAAAUGUAAGGUCAAUUAAAUAAGGCUCCAGGCUUUAAGACUGUGUCUAUUUGGCAACCACUCGCGUGAGGGGAAACAUGAGAACAGUAUAGAGUGGUUAGUUGAUGUGGGUGCUGGGAAAAACUGCUAAAACCUAACUCACCUUAGAGGAGACGUUUGCCUUCAAAGUAAAAAGUGCAGCUAUGGUGGGUGCAGCACUGAGGCUCAACUUUUACUUUUAAGGAAACCUUCUCCAUUUAACAGCUUAUUAGGGAAUAUUUGCAGACAAACGUAAAAAGCUACAGGCAAUUAUGGCAACCUGUUAGCAGCCAAAGUGACCACUCUGAGGUUGUUUGCUGCAGGAACCAGCAGGAACCCGCAGCGCUGAGAAACCACUUCCACGAAUAAACAUUUUUCAGGUCCAAUAGUUGUGACGGGUCCAAUAUAAGUCUUGAGCAAUGUGCACAGGCUGUUAUGGAGAAACUUCAUUCCUUAUUACCCCAGUGCUGCUACAUUGGUAAUGAUAGGAUUAGGAUUAGUAAUAAAACUAUAAGUGGCCGUUUACUUUCGAUCUCUUUCCAAUGUGAUCCCGUUGUUACCAAAAUUUAAGUGUUUUUUUUCCAGAAUUUUCAACCAUCAUAAUUAUAAUUGCUGUCGAAGCCAUGAAGCCAUAAUUUGCAUGAAUUCUCUGUAUUUAUAAACGUGCUUCCUCAAGGCAGAUAAUUCUCCACCAGCAGUGAAACAGCUGAAGGCGAGGGUAAUCUUGUCUUUGUUAACUGGGUAUUUCUAGAUUGAACUUUUAGACCACUGAGUUAAAACUCUCCCUCCAUACAUCUGCAGGGUGACCCAUUAUCACUAUUCUGCCGAGAGGCAACAAUUACCAAACAAUGUGCCCUCUGCUGCACGUUCAUUUUGGAGAGAGAAAAAAAGUUGAUUCUUACAGCUGAUAAGAAAAAUUAAACGGUUACAUUAGCUGUUAUGUUCAGAAGAGGACAAACGUUCUCACAUUCAUAUGAACAGACAGAUAAUUAUCUUGUGCAUAUUUUUAUUAUCUUGUAUUAUUAUAAUUGUCACUUACCCUCCAUUUACUGCAGAGAAUCCUGAACUUUUAGCUGUGUGGAACGCUUUCUAAUCGAAGCUUUAUAAUGUCUUGUUAGCUUAGUGUGUGAGUCAGCAGGGCUCUUGUGCGUUUCACCCUGGCUUUGCAUUGGAAAGUGUUCACCAUCUUAAAGCCUCUUUCCAUGCUUGAGAUGGUGCCAUAAUUCCAGAGCCUGGAUGUUGCCAGAUAAUUGGCGUCCCCUUACAUGGAUGUGAGGAGUGCAGUGACGAAUAACAGAGUAAGAGUAUGAUCAAACUGGACCCCAGUACCGUCGCCACCGCCCAUGUGAUAUGCAAUAAUCACUCCAGUGGGGACUGGCUGCUAUUUCAAGCUAGUUUUUCAGAAAGAAAAAAAUAUGUGAAUAACCCACAGUCAGAUUUAACUACAGUUUAUUUAUGGCAAUGAAUAAAGUUACAGAUUAAAGCAGAAUGAGAAGCUUCUCUGGCAUGUGUGAAAUCACAGGUGUCAGUGUCAUUAGCAUACUGACGCUCAAAGCUUUUCAUAUGCAAAAGAGACUGCCAGAAAUUUCCACCUCACAUCCCUUAACCCUGCUACUCCACAACUCCUUACUCAUCUGCAAUUAUCUUCAUGUUUGAUUUUUGUGUGUGUGUGUGUGUGUGUGUGUGUUUAUUUUGUUGUUGUUUUCUAUGGCCUCUCAAUUCCCCUGAUGGAUAUGAAACUGCUGAACAUGUUUAGUCAAAGCAGCCACAGUGAUGGGCUUAAUAAAGACGCGGGGAGUGGAGAGGAGGAGCUGCGGUCUGGCUGCAGCUGCUGCAUUGGUUGCCUGCUCAGCAGUGGGAAGGGACUGAAUGAGCAGAGAGAGAGAGAGAGAGCAGGAGGAAGCAAGAGGGAGGGAGAGAGAAUUGGGGGAGGAGGUGAGUGCUCUUGUUGGGAGAUAGGGAAUGCCCGUUAGUUGCGUCUGCCGAUAAUAGCACAUCAGCCAGUGCACUCCUAUUGGGAGAGCAGAGCACAGGCAGAGCAGAGGGACCGAGCUGCUGAGCAAAGAAUGGUACACUAGAGUAGACAGGCACACUCGGAAAGAGAGCGAUACUGGCACAAUCAGAAAGAAACAGAGAGUGAGAGACCCAGGGAAGAGAGCGCAUCAGCACACAUAGACAAGAGGACUGAACAGGCGCGGGGCAGUGGAAAGAGGAGAGGAGGGACAGGGGGAAUCAAAGUUACCAGGUCAGCAAGAGAACGUGGAAGUGGAGCAGCUGAGACUCUCGGGGGUUUCACUCCCACCGCAGCAGCCGGGCGCAGCAUUAAGACGCGCAGGAGGAGAGUGAUAUUACAGGACAGGAUAGAACAAGUGCUUUAACUUCUUCACAGAAAGACAGUCCUGUCAUAAGGCGAGGGUAAUGCUCCUCACAGGAACCUUCUGCACUUCUACUUUAGGAUUAUCACAGCAAGAGAGCUUCACCAAGCAGAGGACACUUAAACCUGCCAGAGGUGCCUGAGCAGUUCAGUUCUACACAGGAGACCUUUUCAUCCAUCCGUGGGCUUUCAGGUGGAUGUAGUGUUGCUGUGUGGAUUUUAUCCUUUAUUGCUUCAGAAGGUGAAGCAGUGAAGAUUUGGAGGGCAAGUUGUUCUGUCCUAUCAUCUCUGAGACUAUGGUAGACUGUGUGUCAGAGAGCCCCUCAUCAGCAGCUGCAGCCCUAGAGUAUGGAGAAGUCCAGCAGUGAGGAGUCAGCCAUUCACCGUAGCCCUUCUGUAGACAGCCGCGAAUCCGAUUUUGCUCAAGCCUCCACGUCUGGCCGCCCUUUCGGUGGCCGCGGCUUCACUGCCGGCGCUUUCUACGGCUCCACGGGGCCACGCAAAAACACGCAGCAGGGGCAGACUGGAGCUGCAGCUGACGCCAGCGCGGGAGACAAGACUAACAACAAGUACAGCUCACCCAAGGGCAGCAAAUACAUAGUCUUUUACCUGGAUCUAUCCUUUGUGUUCCUUUUAGAAUUUAAGAAGUGCAACAUGGCAAGAGGCUGCCUCUGCUGCUUGAAGUAUAUGAUGUUCAUCUUCAAUCUCAUCUUCUGGUUAUGUGGCUGCGGGCUGCUCGGCGUGGGCAUCUGGCUCUCGGUGUCUCAGGGAAGCUUCGCCACCUUCUCACCCUCAUUCCCUUCACUGUCAGCUGCCAAUAUGGUCAUUGCCAUCGGCGCCAUCGUCAUGGUAACAGGCUUUCUCGGUUGCCUGGGUGCCAUCAAGGAGAACAAGUGCCUGCUUCUGAGCUUCUUCAUUGUCCUGCUGAUAAUUCUUCUGGCGGAGGUGAUUUUGCUCAUCCUGUUCUUUGUGUACACAGAUAAGGUGCGUGAGAAUGCCAAACAGGAUCUCAAGGAUGGGCUGGCUCUGUACAACUCAGAAAACAACAUAGGCCUGCGAAAUGCCUGGAACAUCAUCCAGGCAGAGUGGAAAUGCUGUGGAGUGAUAGGAUACACCGACUGGCACGAGGCCCUGAAGGACAAAGUAGUUCCUGAUCGCUGCUGCCAGGAGCAUUACCAGAACUGUGGGCGGAACUCCACCAACAUGUUCUGGAACAGGGGCUGCUUUGAGAAAGUGGAGGAAUGGCUGGAUGACAAUAAGUAUCUGCUGGGAACCAUAGGCAUGGUCAUCUUGGUAGUGGAGCUCCUGGGCAUGGCAUUCUCCAUGACAUUGUUCCACCACAUUCACAGAACGGGAAAGAAGUAUGACGCUUAGCCUUGGGACAAGCACCAAAUGGAGAGGAGCCCCAGUGCUUGAUGGGAUAAAGACUCUGAUUCAAACAUACAUCCAUGCUUUCCCUCUUUAGAGCAUCCUUUUCCCCCUUCUCAGAUCGUCUGUACAGAUUCCAGCUGCUCUGUCCUGCUGUCUCCUCUCACCAUUCAUUUUGCCAAAGAGUAACACAACUGGAAGAGAAGAGGCACCUACUUUUGGCAAGGAAGAGAAUCCCAUAUGUUGUCCCUUCUCUUGAGUACACUUGUUUUUUGGCUUUUUCUGUUCUUCUUUGGCUUGAACUAACCAAUUGCUGGAGGGAAAGACAGACAUUGAGACAAUGAAGACUUUACAAAUGCCCAAACAGCCCCACAGGGCGAAAAAACCCACGAAAGUGACAAAACCCUCCACCUCAUGUGGAGUUUUUUUUCUUCAUGCUUAUUAAAUUCUAUCCCUGUUUUUUUUCCCCUUGUAAAUGAAAAAGAUCCAACAUGGCAUGCUAGUUUUCUACUUCACUGAUUUAUCAAUGAAAUGACCGUUGUUAUUAUUUUUAUUUUAAACGUAUUGUUUUCUUGUUGGAUUUGCUUUUGUAAGUAUAUCAUCCUGUGGAAUGUAAGUGUCGAACAGAUCGGUGCAAUGUGUGUGUGGGUAUGUGUGUGGGAUUGGUUUUGAGGUAACAUUGCUGCAGACGGGCAAAGGCACGUAAGGAUGCAGAGGUUUAGGUGAAAUGAGCUUCAUGGAGGAGCAUCGUGUAAGCACGAGGAGUCAUCGGUGGAUUCAUUUUACACCAAACAUUUGUCUGCGAACAAACUCGCGCACAUGCAUUUUGUGCUGCCACGCAGCAGCAUACCCGUUCCCUGUUAGACAAUAUAAAUGAUGUAAAAUGGCUGUUUAUUAGGGCUCCAGCAGCACUGUCAGCUGUAGAGAUCUAGGUGAUAAAGUCCCCCGUUUGAGAAAGCAGACUGGGUUGUGUACACGCAUGCAUUUUAUCACACAGUUCAAGCUGCAGAGGAGAAAAAACCCACUGAGAAAGACUUAGAAUCAAGGGCAGGAUGGAGCAAAAACCGAGCAGACACGCUGUCUCGUUUCGGCUAUCAAUAGCGUUAACAGAGGUGGCUCUAGCCUUUCUGUACUGAAGAUCUCAUCCAUUCACACCGCACUCCUCGUGCUUUCUCUCGGCGGCUUGCAACUCAACCCUGCCUCUAUCUUUUCUUUUUCACUCUAAUUUUCUUUCUUCGUGUCAGGCAGCAAUGAGUUUCAUGCUCCAUCCAGUGCUUCUGCUGACAUUCCUGCUCAUCACACGUUUACACCUCCGGUUUGCAACCCCCUUCAAUUUUACGUAGGCUUCAUUUUCUCGCAGCAACCAGAGGUGGGGCGAGAUGGGAGUGUGAGAGUGUUGCCAGAUCAAAGCUCAGACUGAUAUGUAUGGCAACAUGCCCUGUAGGACACAUCAGUUUAUGUCUGUUUACAUCUACAUUCUCUGCAGGGGGCCAGAGUGCCAGCCUUCCUCCUGAAGACUGAAAAUAUUCCAUCUGCUGUGGCGACUUCAAAAAAUGCCCUCCGGUGUGUCCGCUCUAGGCUUCAAAAUCUCCAAAGAAACGGUGGAAUAAAGACCUCGCUUACUGUCAAAGGAUCACUGUAGCUUUUGGAAUCAUAAGGUUGUAUUCAGUUGUGACAUAGUGCUUUCCAAAGCAAGUGCAAUUAGAGAUGUGGGAAGAUUGCUAUAUUUUAAUCAAGAACAAAAAAAUAGCAGUAAAUAAGCCGGCCAAUAAUUACAAAACAUUUGUAACAGAAUGUUAGCAGAUUGUUUUGCACAAAGGUUUUUACUACAGAGGGAAGAUUUUAAAGAAAUGGUCUAUUUAAGCUGAUAUUUUACCACAGUUGCGUCUUUACCAUCUUUAUUUUGAAUUUCUGUUACUGAAGCGUUGACCUGUAUUGUCAUGUUUGCCACUAUGCCCUGUUUCUCUUCAUCUCAUCCAUUCAAGCCGAUUCAGUUUGUAGAUUCCUGCAAGUUGGUUGGACUUCAAUUCAGUAGCAACUCUUUCAGAACACAGUAAAAGCUCAUAUAAACUUGGAAUUGUGGAAUCUUUAUGAUGCAGAGUACUGUACUUGCACGACAGGAAUUUAGGAUUGUGUUUUACCACCUAGUUAAGUCAAGUCUCCCAUUUAUAGCCUAUAUCGCCUGCUCAUGUGUAACCAGUAGAGCUGAGCUUGGCUACCAGGGAAGCUGCCAAUUAAACUUUUACAAGUGGUUGCGUUCUAAAUUGUUUCCUACAUUAUAGCUGCAAUUAAAUUUAUUGCUUUGAAUGACGCAUCAAUGAAGUACUGUCUAUUCCUGCUACCUGAACUAACAAAGAAAAUAAGCCACUCAUUUACUCACGUGCCCCCUUGAUGUGAGAUGCUUCAGAGUAUCUCCUGAAGUCAUUGUUGGCAUUUUAGGAAAAAUUAGUCUGAUGAUUUCUUAAUUUAAGGGAGAGUUUUAGGAAGAGAAAGGGGAAUUCUUGCAACAGGAAGCAACAAAUUUGUGCUGUUUUGUGCAGUGACCCUGCUGGCUGUGAUACACUGUCUGCCCCCAUAUGCUCCAACUCUUCCUGUUGUGUCCAUGGGGGAAACAUGACAGCUGCUGAUGUACAGUGCAGGCACGAGCGAUCGCGUUUCCUCUGCUCGGCUGCCUCCACAAACUCAACACAUCCCUUACUUACUGCCUCACUCUGCAGACACCUGGCGCUAUUCAGUAACUGGCAAUGUGGUUUGGACACCUUAAAGCACUCGUAAGGUACCCGAGACGGGUUAGCGGAGGAAUAGCUCAAAACAGUUUGGCAAAUGAGGCUGUGCUGUAUCCUUACUGCAAAAAAAGAAGGUUCAAAGGAAACCCGAGAUAGCCGCACAUGUAACAGAAAUACAAGAUUGCAGAAUAGUGGGAAUAAAGCAAAUCCGUUGGGAGGUCAGAGCCUCAGCCUGCGGACGCUGUUUGCUCUCGGCUGAUCUGACUGGGGCGACAUUUUCUUCUCUGUGUAAAAUCCUUACCCCAUUUUCCAUGAUUAUGUCAAUGUUACAUUGUGUUUGUAAUAUGCGGGGAUGAAUGCCAUUUUAACAAGGGGGGCUGUUUAAUUAUGUUCGUUUUGUACACUUUUCUGCUGUUUAAAUGUUUGUUUUUAUACAAUAUGCUGUUGAUUUUCUUGUUGUAGGUUCUGUUUUUAUUGGCUUUCCCCCCAUUUGUAGUUCACUUUGAGUACAUGACAUCAUUAAGCAUUUUUUCCUAGAGGAUUAGUCUUUGCAGUGUUCCUCUACAACAUGCAAAAAUGCCUUUUCUGUGUUUCAGCGAUGCAGGCGGUUAAAGCAAUUAACGUAGAACAAAUAGAAGGAAAAUCUGGCAUAUAGUAUCAGGCAAAGUCCACAAAAGACAUACUGCGCUUUUGUCGUUGUGCUUCUUUGUAUUAGGAUCAAAUUAAAUUGAAUUAGGACGCGCAGCUAUAAUCUGCAGUAUCUCUUCAAACUGCCAGUGCAGGACCCAUUCUGUACUCUUAGAGCAUGAACUGUUAGACGACUGUACAACAGAGUUCAUCUCGCUCCAGUGUAUCAGCUCACUGUAAAUAUGCCCAUUUUACAAGUGAUGUAACUUACUGUUAUACCUCUGCCACUUCGCCUAACAUUCACAUCAACAGGCUGGUUUUCUGACAGCCCGUGCCCUUUUUUAUGCUCAUUUACAGACACUUGUACUGUAUGUUAUCCACUUUUUAUGUCUGCCAGAUUUCCUGCCUCUGUUUUCUCUUCAAGCACGAGAGCGGUGUAAAUGUUCAGUAAAUUUGUGUUUGUGUCAGUACAGUCCUCAUAUAUUUUUGACUGCAUUUUCAUCUUUUAGUAAAACAUGAUUUCUUUUUUUUUUAAUUGAUUUUUUUUAAGGAGUAUAAAAUAUUCCGUCUCAUCCAAGGAAGCACUCCCAGUAAGCCACGGAAAUGGUGAAGGAAGGAUGCACAUGCAGUAAUUGGGUUUCGUCUGCUGUGAAAAAUUCUGAACAUAAAAACUGUUUUUUGUUGUUGUUUCCUUUCGUUUUGUGUGUGUGUCAGAAUCAUUUUUUGCCACCUUCGACAUAUUAUUUCUGUAAUCUGCUCCUAAUCCUUCCCCUGUGCUGAAGCUGAAUAUGUGAGCAGUGGAAAUGUAUGCUCUAGAAAUGGUGUGUUUGAUGUUGUGUUCUGCUGGGUGGCACUAUCUGAUACCUGCCAGCCUUGUCCUGUGGAGUUUUCUGCUACACGUGAAAGCACUCUGAAUAUCUAUACUAGCUGGUGCACUACUUUCUCUUUACUCGCUAAAUCAACUAUUUUUUAAAUAAAGGAAAGAGUGUCAGAAAAAAUCUCUCGGUACAGUACGCUUAUUGCCUUUCUUGUCUAAUGACUUGAUGCUUCGGAUUCCCUUUUUAUGUUGCCGUCAAUUAGAUUUGAUUCAGAAUUUGUUUGUGGGGUUUGGGGGGUGGAGUGGAAGACUCGGCAUGAAGAGCAAAGUGAAGUGGCGUCAGCAGAUCCCAUGAUACAUGAAGUGUUCUGUGUAUACAAUCCCUGUCUGAAAAUGGGCUCUUUUUAAAAAAAAAGCAUAACAAAACCUGAGGGACUGUUGUCCUAAAGAUGCUGAGAUGAGCUAAUGGUGGUGAGCCAGUCAAGAAGAGGUUCUUUUUCUAAAGAACAAAGUGAAGAUGAUGAAAGUGGGAACCAUUGCCAAUUUGUCUCACGCUUCAACAGCACGGAGUGAAAAGCUCAGUAUUUUUGUGUGCAGCUUGAUCCCCUCCUUUUAACCUAAUUGUUAUGGGGCCUGUGUGCGAUAGUGAGUGGAGUUUAUUGUGCCAUUCCACCCGGGCUUUUUGUUUUUCCAUCACUGUUCCUUCUAUGCAAAAUAAUAAUAAUUAUGACCUAUUUUAGCCUUUGUACAGAUUAUUUUGUAUGAAUAACGUACUGAAAUAAAGUGAAAAGAAUCAA